AUGCAAAGAUUAUCAUCUCUAUUAAUUGGAUUUGGUUUAGGAAUUUUUGGAAUGAGCUUAUUAUAUGAUCCUUGGGGACAAGAACGAUUUGAAAGAACAGUAAGAGAGACAGCAAGAUUAGAAAACUCUCUUCUAAAUGAUGUGGAUAUUUAUUUAUAGAUGAAAAUGUUUUUAGGAUAUAUGCUAGUGGCUUGUUCAUUCGUUUCAAUGAAUAGAAUUGGUUUACUUUAUGUGUUAGCAAUACCAGCCUUAUUAGUUUAUGCUGCACUCAAUUACAAUCAUGUAUUAUAUAAAUCAGAACGACUUGGUGGAGAGUAAAUCAUCUAAGGAGCAUUAUUUUAUGUAGCAUUUUGUUUCGCUUUGAUCGAUGGAUUAAUAAAGCCAAAGAAAUUACCAUAACCAAAAUAAUCCGAAAAAAAUGUAUAAAAGAAAAAAAACGAAUGAUUUAUUAUUAAACACAUGUAUUUAUAAAUUGUUAUGUAAAAAUGCUAGAUAACAUUGAA
Paramecium tetraurelia is the source of this 503-nucleotide messenger RNA. RefSeq lists its product as uncharacterized. NCBI's taxonomy places the organism in Eukaryota, Ciliophora, Oligohymenophorea, Peniculida, Parameciidae. The transcript is spliced from 3 exons. The record is from RefSeq and is a predicted model, not a curated record.